AGAGCUCAGACCUGCUGAUGUUAACACACGCUUCCCUGCCCCCUUCCUUGCAUAACUUGUGAUCGCAGAGCCAUGAAAGUAUGUGAGUCCCUCCCCCAGCGCAGACCGAUCCCACCCAGCAUAUGAUCUGGGCUCCAUGUCAGCCCGAGCAGGCAGCACCGGCUGGCCAGAGCGCUGCGCUUAGCCAGAGCGCUGACCUUAACGAAAGAGUUUCCACAGGGCUCUUCCACCCACUUCUGAGGUGGCCAAGGCUGACAUGGACAGCACCAGGGAGAAGGAGGAGGCUCUGCUGCGAUCUGUGGUGACGGCUGGAGCGGUGGUGCCAAGGAAGCGAUCGGUGGGAAGGCUGGUCAUGCACAGCAUGGUGAUGUUUGGCCGGGAGUUCUGCUAUGCCGUGGAGGCCGCCUUUGUCACGCCGGUGCUGCUCAGUGUAGGGCUGCCCAAGAACCUCUACAGCCUGGUGUGGCUCAUCAGCCCUAUCCUGGGCUUCAUGCUGCAGCCUGUGGUAGGUUCAGCCAGUGAUCACUGCACCUGUAGCUGGGGCAGGAGGCGACCUUACAUUCUGGGUCUGGGCAUCAUAAUGCUGUUGGGCAUGGCUUUGUACCUCAAUGGGGACGUGAUAAUCUCAGCUUUCAACGGGGAGAGAGACAAGCAGCGGACAUGGGCAAUAGUCAUUACCAUGCUGGGAGUAGUGCUUUUUGAUUUUGCAGCUGAUUUUAUUGAUGGCCCCAUCAAAGCAUAUUUAUUUGAUGUCUGCUCCCAUCAGGAUAAGGAGAAGGGUCUGCAUUACCACGCCCUCUUUACAGGUUUGGGAGGAGCCCUGGGUUACCUGACGGGUGCUGUGGACUGGGGUCAAACUUUACUAGGAUACUCCUUGCCGUCAGAAUUCCAGGUGAUUUUCUUCUUUGCAGCCUUGGUUUUCCUAAUCUGCCUUACAUUACAUCUGCGCAGUAUUCCUGAAGUCCCUCUCAGAGAUGAAAACGAAGAGACAAAGUUCUUGUUGGAAGUGACCGAAUCCUAUAAAUAUAGCUCCAUAGAGGAGGAAAUCAAGAAUGGUUACUUAAAAUCAACAUGUACUGAAAUAAAGGCUGCAGCUAAACCAGGGAACUGCACUGUUACAGCAUGUACAGAGGAUCAAAGGCGGAUGACCCUUAAAUCACUCUUGAAGACACUUUUAAGCAUGCCAUCCCACUAUCGCUAUCUGUGUGUGAGCCACCUCCUUGGAUGGAUGGCUUUCCUAUCCAACAUGCUCUUCUUCACGGAUUUCAUGGGACAGGUUGUAUACCAGGGUAGUCCUUAUGCGCCUCAUAACUCCACGCUGUACCUUACCUACAAAACAGGAGUAGAGGUGGGAUGCUGGGGGCUGUGUGUCAAUGCAAUUUCUUCAUCAGUCUAUUCUUACCUGCAGAAAAUCCUUUUGCCAUACAUAGGAUUAAAGGGACUUUACUUCAUUGGAUACCUACUUUUUGGACUGAGUACUGGAUUAAUUGGCUUGUUUCCCAAUGUCUUUUCCACUCUGGCUCUGUGUUCCCUCUUUGGCGUCAUGUCCAGCACGCUGUACACAGUACCAUUCCACCUCAUUGCAGAGUAUCACAGGGAAGAAGAGAACCUGAAGCUGCAGGAUGGGGAACAAACUGGAGAUCAGGGGCGAGGGAAGGGCAUUGACUGUGCCGCUCUCACCUGCAUGGUCCAGCUGGCCCAGAUCAUUCUCGGCAUUGGCCUGGGGCUCUUGGUUAGCAUUGCCGGCAGCGCAAUCACGGUGAUUUCGGCAUCUACGGUGGCACUGAUCGGCUGCUGCUUUGUUGCUUUUUGUGUUCGAUACGUGGAUUAGGACUGUGUGAGGUGACUGGAAGAAAUCUCCCCAGGUGAGCGUUUUCUUUCUGGGUCAGUAGCACUGGUGCUGUUGCCAUGCUGAUCUGGUGGCACAUCCUCCUCUCUUACCUCCUCGGAGUGGCUGCAAUUCCGAAGCUUUACAAAAUAGAGACUUGAUAAAAGUGGUUGCCUAAUGCCUCAGAUUGAAAGCUUCUCUAUUUUGACUGCUUUAUUACUUCAUUUCUGCUGACUUCGGUGUAUUAACACGCUGUCGCACAGGAUGGUGUGUGUGCCCAUGGUAUCUCAAUGCCCUACACGGGAGUUGUUACAAAACUCCUCAUCACCAUUUUGUGGAAGUUAAUAGACGAAGUAUGUGACAAAUGGAAGAAGUAAUAAAAAUAGACAGAAUUAGGAAGAAAGUAGUUAUUUAUCUUGUUUUUCAGGUAUCUUAAGUUUGGGGAUAUUCUCUCUGGUAGUCAAAAGCUGCAAGAGAAUCAAACAGCAAUCAAUUGCGAAAGGCAAUGCAGGCUGCAAUUGUGUUAUGCUUACUAGUACUGUUAAAUGGGAUCAGCUAAUUCCCAGCCACUGUCAAAAGCAGAUUUCGGUGUGAAGGAUGUUUGGAAUAGAAAAAAAAGAUUGAAUCCUACUGUUUAAAAGCACAACUGUAAAGUAAUUAUUUUAUGCUGGAUCCUACUGCUUCAGUAUAAAUGAAAUGAACUUACUGACUGAGCUUGUCAUAAAAGUCUAAGGCUGUUUUGCAAAUCCAUGUGUAGGCACCUAAACAAUCCAUCUUUGGGAAACAGCUGCCAUUUCCUCCUUCUUAAAAAACUGGCCUCUUGACUUUGAUACUGUAAUUGAAAAAAUAAACUUGGCCAAAACAAUAAUUUUAUAAAUGGCUGUAAGCUGCUUGAAUCUUGACAUUGGAUAUGACAGUAUUUACCUUGAAGUAGCAUCUCUGUUUUCUCUAUACAUCUAACAUCUAUUUCCUUCAUGCAUCUAUCUUUGAGUAAAAUGGCAUUUUCUCUUUAUGGAAUAUUGUAAGUAAAUUCAGUUCUGCAAAGCAC
Molecule: messenger RNA, 2876 nt
Organism: Falco peregrinus (peregrine falcon)
Lineage: Eukaryota; Metazoa; Chordata; Aves; Falconiformes; Falconidae
Gene: SLC45A2
Product: solute carrier family 45 member 2
Exons: 7
Coding region: 257-1831 (524 amino acids)
Cellular component (GO): membrane
Molecular function (GO): sucrose:proton symporter activity
Source: RefSeq, a predicted model, not a curated record